Messenger RNA from Drosophila obscura, 1819 nucleotides. RefSeq lists its product as uncharacterized. NCBI's taxonomy places the organism in Eukaryota, Metazoa, Arthropoda, Insecta, Diptera, Drosophilidae. Gene Ontology annotation, cellular component: extrinsic component of mitochondrial inner membrane. The coding region runs from base 119 to 1543 and encodes 474 amino acids. The transcript has a single exon. The record is from RefSeq and is a predicted model, not a curated record.
GAUAGGAUUCUAGAUAAGGCGGAAAUAAGGCGCCGUUUUAAUGUUUUUUUUUAUAACAGCGGAACACUAGGCGACGGCAGCCGAGCAAGUUCCUGCGUCAAAUGCAAAUCGCGUUAAGAUGGAUGUCAAAGUUAAUGUGGAAUCGUACGGAUCGUCUUUACAGUGCUGCGUUUGUGUGUACAACCAGGCCCGUGUUUUGCAAGCCAUGCGAUUACUGGGAAAGGAGGCAAAUGAGGAGGUCGGCAAUCACGAGCCUAAUCAUGAGAAAACUGCCGAGUUGUUGUGCAACGGUUGCAAAAUGCAACGAUAUUGCAGUGUUGCCCAUCUUACUGAGGAUCUGGAGCACCGCGACUUCUGCAGGAUUUUCCAGGAUAUUCAACAGGUGGAGAGCAUCGAUCAUCCUCUUUUUCUGCAAGGUAUUGUUCUGUCCCGAACCAUGCUGAACCAGGCUAUUUCUCAAUUGAAGCUCAUCCUGAGCGUGAAGCUCCGGCGACCUCUUUCCUUGCGCGAGAAAGAAAUCCUUGCAAAUCCUGGUUUCUGCGUGAUUUGCUAUCGAACCACGCCUCUUAAUGUUUGCGCAGGCUGUGCUGGCGUGGCAUACUGCUCUGAGAACCAUCGGCAUCUCGACAAGGAUAAUCACACGCCGAAUGUGUGUCGGACCCUAGCACUCCUCUACAGUCCCUACCGACUGCUGGACUAUGAAUUUCAAAUCAAAGAAUUCCACAGAAGCAGCAUCAUUCCAGAGAGCCAUCUAGUUGAGGCAUUCUACAAUGCUACGUUGCUGGAGGUGAGCGACAGACCAUGGAAAUCUCUUCAGCAGUACGAUCUGUUUGCUGCUUGUUCCUCCUUUAGUACAAUUGCCACCGUUUGUCUAGCUUUGACCCAGAUUAGCAUUGUGGCAGAACCAGAUAAGGCUGUCAUUGUGUACAUUGUGGGAGCAACGAGUGAGUGUCUACGCUACUUUGAAGAAAUGCAUCUAAAGUUCUUCUUUCUCCAGUACGAAAGUGUACAAAAUUUGGAAUUGUACUUUAUUGGAAACAUGCUGAAGCCCCAGGAGCCUGUGGACUCGAUUAUUUGCGUGGCAGAUCUAAAGAGAACAGUUGCAAAACGAAUUAUUCCUUUUACGUUUACACGUUUUUCAAAGACAAACAAAAUAGAUCCGACUCUGAUUAUCAUGCUUCAACCCGAUUUAACCGGCAUCGGAAACAUGACCAAUCUUCUUGUUAAGCAAUUUUAUCCCCGUUCGGUAGAGAGAGAGGAACCAGACGAUCGCCAUUGGCCGGAAUGUCUCACCAAUAUUCUUCAUACCUAUGGUGCGCCAAUCUGUUUUACAUCUAUAUCAAAGGUUCAAGCCCUUUCCAAUUAUUCAGUAUUCAAUGAGUUGGCCAGAGAGAACGAUAUUGUCAUCAAACGAGCGUACAAUAUCGCCGAGAACCCCUAUCGCGGAAUAUUGCCAUUGCGUAAUCAUUGUGCCGAAGACUCUGAAAUGAUUGUAUACACCAACAACUACCUGGAGGUAAUAUUUACGAACCCCAAAUACUGAGAUAUUAUUAUUCAUAAGAUUGAACUCUUUGAAAGAGUUCUUAUACACAAAUAUCAAUACAUAUUCUAAAUAAUACCCCCUUAAGGGGUAUAAAAAGUUGACUUUGUUUUUUUAAGAAAUAUUUUUGAUCAGAGACUUCAAAGACUUAUCUGUUAUAUUCCCACCACAUAAAUAUCUAUUCUUAAGUAUCCCGUAUCUGUUACAUUCCAAAAUAUGUGAAAAAAGAGUUCCUAAACUGUUAUAUUUCAAUGUAAUAAACUUUUUUCAACUUUAGAA